Molecule: messenger RNA, 2451 nt
Organism: Lichtheimia ornata
Lineage: Eukaryota; Fungi; Mucoromycota; Mucoromycetes; Mucorales; Lichtheimiaceae
Exons: 10
Coding region: 1-2451 (816 amino acids)
Biological process (GO): protein ubiquitination
Molecular function (GO): protein binding
Source: RefSeq, a predicted model, not a curated record
AUGGUGCGCAUUACCGAAGCAGAGCUUGUUCGCAAGAUUGGACGGGCUGAGCGUGGUAGACGUAUGCCUUACCUCAGUGCUGUAUGCGAGUCGAUGGGCUGGCCCAUUAUUUCCGAAGGCGUCACCGAAUAUACCAAAGGCUUAAGAACCAAUUGCUAUACGAUUAAGGAUGAGCGAUAUACAACAAGUCUGGCCAUGUCUAAGGAACUUAAUAUGUUGGCGAUUGGCUCAGCGUAUAAGCAAACGGCAGGUGGAUACAAUUUAUACUUCGUACGGGACACGCUUGAAUCGAAGGCAUUGUCUACUAUGGGACCACGCUUUGAGCAUACACAAGUGGAAAAGAUGGAUAUUCCAAUCCAUGCUCUCGAUUGGACCGGUUCACACUUAUUGGUUGGCUCAAGAAAUGGCAUCACUCAGUUAUACGCUGUGCGUCAUGAUGAUACUACGGAGAACAUGCUACGCCUUAUCCUCAUUGCAGAAUACACGGCACCUCCAAAACAGUUAUCCAUGGUGGGCCAAUACGUUCCCAGCAAUUAUCCUAUCAACAGCAUCAUCCAUUCAGCAUCCUUUGCACCGCUUUAUUCACCUGAAUAUGUGUACGAGCAAUGGCAGCCAAUGGGCCAAUUUGGAACACACGCUACCGAAUCAUCUGGAAAUGCAUCGACAUGUUUCCUAUCAAGCUUUGGUAACCAUAUCAAUAUUUGGGAUGCUCUCAGUGAACAAAAACCAGCAUUAUCCUACAAGGUCGAUGAAACGCCCAUGAAUGUUGCCAAUUGGUCACCCCAUGCUCCACAGACAUUGAUUGUCACUGGUGGAUGUGAUAAGGCUCUAAAGGUGAUUGAUACAAGAGUUCCUCCUUCAGCAGCUAUUGUGUGGCGAGCCGAGAAUGCCCAUUCAAGACCUAUUCGUGAUGCUCAAUUCAACCCGUUUAUUCCAUAUUGGAUUGGCACUGCAGGAGAAGAUUGCUUAGCCCAAGUAUUUGAUCUUCGUUCCACUUAUCAUGCACCCGUCGCAAGGAUUGCUGGACAAGAAAGUAUUGUUCGAUCGCUAUCAUGGUCGAACAUGCGGCCUGAGAACUUUAUGACAACAUCCAAUGAUGGCACCAUGCGCAUGUGGAUGCUUACUCGUGAUAGCGUGUCUGUGGCCGAUGCUCAUGCUCGUACUGCAAAAUGGAGUAAAAAGGAUACGCCACCUUCCAGCAUUCGACCUGAUCAAAAAGCGCUAUGGCAACGAUGGCUUAAUUCUUCAAUCCCAGCACCAUGGAGUGAGUACAACAAACAUCAGUAUUACGGCGAUGAGGAUGAUCCGUGGGGAAACAGCUUAUAUGGUGAACCCGAUACAAUGAUGGUGCCCAGUGCUAUUGGUAUUGGUGAAUGGGGUCGCCAGGAAAACUUGCCUGUAUUCGUGGGUGAGGAUAUUGAGACUGCCAAUGGAGCCGUGUGUCGUGUCAUGGCGUCCAAGACCAAAAUAUCAGGCUAUUACGGGAUCACAAAUCGAGGUCAAGUGCUGGCGCAAACGAUUAGGUUGGAGGACCAUGAGAAUCUCAAAUUCAAGUUCAAAUUCGAUAAGAAAACGGAUCCAAUUGCUCGACAGCUUGAAUAUGACAUUUACGUACGGCAUAUUGAAGAUGCACGCCAAGAAUUGGAGAAGCUGAAACAGGUGGAGCUGCAUGAUCCUGAUCGAGCAAGAGAACGACACACGCAAGUGGACUAUUUUGAAGAUUGUAUGCAAGUCCUACCACCCAUCCCAAAAGAAUCAUGGGCCAUGGAUUCUAUACCGAGUGAAGCCGAAUGCAAACGAAGGCUAUGGACUGAUGAAGAUCGAUGGGAGCUGGCGGUAUCCGUUUUCCAACGGGAUCUUGAAUAUUGGACUUAUCGAUUACCUCCUGGAUAUGAAACUUUGAAUGGAUUUCCUUUGGAUGCCAAGGAUAUGACAGCCAACACAGCUGCCGAAGUUGAACGCCCUCUUUCAUUGACGCCUGAGUAUUCUGAUAACAAUGCUGAUUCAACACCACUUUCCACCUCACCUUCAGCACAAAAUGCAAGCCCUGUCAUAGGUGACGAUCAAAGCCUAUCACCAAAACCAUCGCAUGAAUCUUUGCGUUCACCAAGUCAUACGCCAUCAUUCAAGUCACUAGCAUCGUCAUUACGCAGCACACCUACUUCACCAACCAUAUCCUCACCUAGUGCUCAUUCAAAUCCUAAUUUGGAGACAUCAACAACCCCACAUCAACGCCACGGAUUACAACGUCUCGCUACUCGAAGUAAAACGCUGCGACGUAUGUUUACUAAGCGAUCCGGCAGCAAGUCAUCACCAACAUCAGCUACUGCUGAACAACAACAACCACCACCCCUACCAGCAAAAAGUGAACAGGAGGAAAAUGAAGUUGUUCCUGAUCCACCCAGAAGACAACGUACCAUUCGACGCAACGCCUUAUUUGGACCAUCAUAA